Linepithema humile (Argentine ant) is the source of this 3606-nucleotide messenger RNA. RefSeq names its product ADD domain-containing protein 1. Gene Ontology annotation, molecular function: chromatin DNA binding. The record is from RefSeq and is a predicted model, not a curated record. Gene Ontology annotation, biological process: replication fork processing; chromatin remodeling. Gene Ontology annotation, cellular component: nucleus; pericentric heterochromatin. NCBI's taxonomy places the organism in Eukaryota, Metazoa, Arthropoda, Insecta, Hymenoptera, Formicidae.
CAUGAAAACGGAUGUGAAACGCUUGAUAAUAUACGGCAUGCUUCGUUUAAUCUUGUCGCUCUCGUACGAUAGAACAGAUUGCAAUCUGUUUGUUCAUAUUGACAACGUGUGUGAUGUUUUAUUAAACGUGGAGAAAAAGCAAAGUUAACUGUAACUGCGUAAACGAGCAUGUUCUUGUUUCGAGAGCCCCCUCUUUUUUUUCUUUCUCUCUCUUUCUCAAUGUACUACUCUGUCACAAUCAGCAUUUGUCUUCUAGCAGGUUAAUACGGCGAUUCGACGUUUCGUAGCGCGGCUUUAAAUGCAAUUUUUUGUCAGAUAGCUAUACCUCAGGCUUUUCUAAGGCUAACAGCGCUUUUGUAGAAAAAUGGCGUUGCAAUAGCCCUGAUAUUGUUUUGAAACGAAAAUUAUCAUUGACGAUCAUCGAAGCCGCGAACAAACAUUAUGGAUAUUUCGAGUAUGCUUGAGGUUCAAGUUAAAGAGGAAACAGAUGUUAAAGAGAACGUGACACCAGUGAGAGACCAGACUUCUACAAGCACAAGCAUGGCCAAUCUACCGAUUUCUCAGGAGGAAAGCAAUUUCUACAAACACAUGUUCGGCAAUGAUAUUGCAACUGUAAGAUUUCGUAGACUCCAUUGUACGGCUUGCGAUACACACAUUGGUUCUGCUCCGGCUCAUGCUUAUAACAUGUUUAAACAUCCUGUACUUUACACAUUGUUGUGCUCUAAUUGUUAUGAAUUUUAUGGAGAUGGUAACUUUGAACAAGGUGAUGAUGCCACAGAUAUGUUCUGUAGAUGGUGUGCAAACGGUGGAAAUUUAUAUUGCUGCUCAUAUUGCAGCAAUACAUUUUGUUAUAGAUGUAUAAGAAGAAAUUUUACAGCUUUGGUAAGAAAAAAAAUUGAAGCUGAUGAAAGAUGGAAAUGUUUUGUAUGCAAUCCUAAUGACUUGUAUACCAUGAGAGCUGUAUGUUGGGCUUUACUUCAACAUGUGCAAACAGUGACAAGGAUACUCAAGAACGAUAAGAAAAUGACUCCCGAAGAGAUCGAGGAAAAGAUGAAUUUAGACGAGUCUACGUGUUGCCCGCGCAGAAGUAAGCGCAAGCGGCGAAGACUCGAUUCUAAUUCUGAGGAGGAGGACGAGACAUAUACACCUAAAGUCAAUGGGAUACCGGUAAUGUACACGAAACGGAAAAUCAAGAAAAUCAAACCGAUCACGUAUACAAGUCAGAUCACUAAUCCAAACGGCAACGUUACCAAACAAUUACAGACCUAUUCCAAUCAGCCUAUUCCUAUCAGGCCACGUCCAAUUGCGCUAUUGAGCGGCCAAUCUUUUAAUCAGACUGAACCACUGCAAACUGUGAUCAAUCAAAAGGAACGAACCAACUCGUCGGACAAUAUCAUGGUUUCGUCAACAAAUAUGAUGAACUCGAGUGCAUCAUUAUCGUCGAGAUAUAAUGCUGGUGUAUUACAAAAACAAACACCUUCAUUUCGCACGACUUUUAUGAACGCCAUAGCAUCUAAUGCUUAUAUGCAACCAUCUACUGCAAUGAACACAACACAUCAGAUCAUCCUUCCGGCACAGACAUCAGUACCGCUUCAACCACAAUCACAAUCACAACUACAAUCACAGCCGGUCUCGUAUCAAUCAUCACAGCCGAUCUCGUAUCAAUCGUCGCAGUCGUUGCAGUCUCCGCUGAAUACAAUGGUAUCGAUACCCAAUUCGAUGAGCCAGUAUAAAUCUCGAAUUCUCCUUCCAAAGCAAAAAGAAUCCAAUCUCACGCUGAUUCCCAAUAUAAUUGAGCUGGACAGCGACUCUGACGAUGAGCUAAAAGUUGUUGAGCAACCAAAUGUUUCAACAGCCAAUAAAAAUGACAACGUGGAUACUUCUUCUAACAAGGUAGUACCUGUCGCUCUCGCGUGGGACGAUGACAUUAGAGAAGAACAACCCUUAAGGAUAAUGCAUGCAACCCAAAAGGAAACGAGCGUCGGGUCUUUCAAAGAGACAAUGCUACCGCACAGUCGAGAACUCGAUAAACUUUUCAGUGAUGUGAAAGAAAAAGUGUGUAGUUUCUAUGACUUAAACGACGCGAUUCAAGACAUUGAAUUGGCGGCGGAACAGAAAAUGAAACAGUACUACCAUAAUAUGUGCAACACGGUUCUUCAGUUAGCGCAUAUUAACGAUAGAGUAGUGCGUGAAUACAACGACUGGAUGAGGUCUCGGAAGACGGAAACGGACAUGCCAUCUUCAACUGACGUGAACGCUUUGACGUCUCGAGAAAACAUAGACAUUUCUUUAGACAUGACUUGCGUCAAUGAUUCUGAUAACGAAUCAGAGUGCGAGAUAAAUCAGAUAAAGGAGCCGUCGGACAUUGUUAAAAGUAGUAAUAUUGUUAAAAACUUGUUAUUUUAUAAAAAGGACGUUGUGCAUCGUGGCGUUGGUAACGAUAGUGUACAGUUUAUGGAUAAAACGACUCAGAUGUACGAUGUCUCGAGGAACUAUGACAAAUGUAUUUCUCAUUGUGUGUUGACGAAAGCGGAUCAGCGUUCGAAGGCAGACGACACUGUUUUGGAACCAGUGGCACCUGAUAAGAAUUUUGGCAAGUAUGAAGAACAGUUUAUCUUUUACUUGCAGCACAUUGAGGAUCAUGGCAUCGAAACGGAAGAUAUGAAAGGUUUGGACAACUCGGUUGAAAUAUCGCUUCAAGAACAGAUAGAAACAAAUUCACCGCAAUUGUUCGAAAAUAUCGCUUCUGCUAAUCAGUCAACAACCUAUGAACAAGAAAUAAAUUUAAGGAAUGGAGCAGCUGAGGAUGACAAAAUUGACACACCAGUAAACAUAGACGAUAAAGACAAAGAAAUUGUUGAUAAUUCGGAUUUUGAUAUUAGAAUAAAAGACAUAAAUAUACUUAAUGACAUAUUACAAGAAACAGAAUCGCAAAAAAUAUGCAGUCAUACGACGGACGCAGAUGCAGAUGCAUUGGUAAUAUCAAAUGAUGAUGCUAUGAGUUCAAGUAAAAAUAUUAACGACGCGGUAAAUAUGGAAACAACUGCUUCGGUAGGAAGUGAAGAGGAUUGUACUAUUAUUGAUGAUUAAUGAGAGGUAUCCUAAGAUAUAAUUAAAAUAUUCUCGCUAUUCUUUCAGUUACAAUCUAAUCGUAAAAACGUGUUUAGAAUUUGUAUAUUUUUUUUACGUUUUGAUGUAUAAACAUGAUUUAAACUGUAUAAAAGUUGGGUAAUUUAUUUUUAUAUUAUAAUAAAAUUUGUAAAUGAAUUUAAAAAAAGCUUAUUUCCACAAAAAAUAACAAAGUGUGUUUUACAUUUUCUUUGAUAUUUCUAGAUGUUUAAUGAUAUUAUUAGAUCACAACUUUGCCAUAAAUUGAGUUUGACAAAUAUAAAUUCAGUUUGAUAUAUUUUAGGAAAUAAGCUCUCUAAAUCUCAUAUCUAAAUUAAUGAUAAACAAAAUUUUCCUUAGAUUGCACAAUCAAUCACUUAAUGGCAUAUGUUCUAUUACAAUCUUCGAAGUUUUCUAUAUCUAGAAAGUUUAUAAUAACAAUUGAGAAUGAGAAGAGAGAAAUAGAGAGAGAGAGAGAGAGAGAGAGAGAGAGAGAGA